Molecule: messenger RNA, 858 nt
Organism: Paramecium octaurelia
Lineage: Eukaryota; Ciliophora; Oligohymenophorea; Peniculida; Parameciidae
Source: the annotation of a GenBank genome assembly
AUUUUUUACAGUUAAAGAAUGAACCUUAGUUAUGAUUUAGCAACAGUCACAAAUCCUGUAGACGAUGUUCCUCCCUUAGGAUUGUCAGUUUGUUAACAAGUUUACUUGGAAUUAACAAUGUUGGGAAUGAUAGGCAUUCCAUGGAUAAGUUUGAAAUUUAGUUAAUGAAUAAUAGCCCUUUCCAUAACAACUUCGGCACUUUUGUGUUUACUAACUUACAUGAUGCUAAUAAUACUAGUAAUUUACUUUUACAUUUUUUUUAUGGCUCAAGGAAAAAGAGUUUUGGAAUUUUACAUGGCAGGUAUAAUAAAUAAAAUAAUGAGGGUGAAUUCAUCUUCAAAAAGGAGAAUACUCAACUUUUGAUUUUGUCUACAAUCAUCACAUUCAUUUCUUUCUUCACUCUUACUAUAUUGUUUCUCUCUUCAUAAAACACGAAACUCUAUAAAUCAUACUUCGAUGAAUCAAACACUUCAUAUAUGGUGUUAUUUUUGACAUUAUUCGUUAUUGGUUUAGGAAUAUUGGAGGAGUAUUAUUGGAGAAGUAAUUAAAUUAAUUAAGGCUUCUAGAUUUUUUGAUCAAAACACUUCCAUCUGGAUGGAUGGCAGCAUUAUUUGUUGGUUUGCAUUUUGCAUUGCUUGUAUAGGCGAUUUCAAGUUCAUUUGUGGAAUGGCAAUAUUGUGUUUUAUUGGGAGUGAUAUCGGUGGUUUGGCAUAUGGCAAUGGUCUAUGCGAGAAAAGUAAAUUUAUGAUUUCUAUCUAGUUACUUAAAUUUUCAUCAGUCUUGGUGUAUGGAAUUGCUGCAAGAUUCGGCAUCUACACUGCAUUUUAUAUACUAUUUUUGAACAUUAAAUUAGGUUGA